Molecule: messenger RNA, 2056 nt
Organism: Fusarium odoratissimum NRRL 54006
Lineage: Eukaryota; Fungi; Ascomycota; Sordariomycetes; Hypocreales; Nectriaceae
Exons: 2
Coding region: 509-1876 (455 amino acids)
Cellular component (GO): membrane
Source: RefSeq, a predicted model, not a curated record
GCAUCUUCUAAGCGCCCACCCGCUGACUUUUGAGGCCCUCGCCACUCAAGACUCUUCUCUUUUUGCUCGCGUGCCUCAGCAAUUCUACCGGUUUUGCUCUUUCUAACUGAUGAUGCACAAAACGAAAGAGUUCCCAAUAAUAUUGAGAACUAACGGGUGCCUGAAAACGACUGAUACUCACUCAGCUUAGACCGUCCAAACAAGAGGCUCCCUUUCGUCAUCGAGGGUCUUGAAGAGUUGCCUACCGGGGUCUAGUAGUAAACUCCACCCCCACUGCGAGAGACUUCCUCUUGUUGGCUCAUCGGUUGGUUAAUGUGAGAGAAGAGAGCAAUAGAGGAUCCAUGAUCGUCGUCGAUCCGGAGCUUUUUCCCUACCUACCUAUUUGUAACAAAACAUUUCUAUUCGCUUCUCAACUGUGACUUUGCUCUUUCUUCUUACUGUGCCGUAUCUCGUCAUUGACUGAUCGUGACAACCUCAUGGACUAGAAGUAGCUUUAUUAUCUUACACAAUGAAUCCAACUCCUCCGCCGUAUGAGGAGGUUCCUCAGAGCAAAUUGUUGCCCGGGGAUACCCAUGAAUCACAUCAGCAUUUGUUACCACCUUCGCCAUCACCAAACCUCUUGUCUUCAAAGGUUGAUAGUUCGAGUUUUGAUGACUUCCACCGAAUGUCAUCGAGUCCAUCUCCUUGCCCCUCGCCAAUACCUCUAAGACAUUUCUCGCAGCAAGGAUUCGAUUUACCAGCCGAAACUCCACCGUCGAAAUGGAGGCAGUUCUGGAUAAAGAAUAAGCCCGCUGCCUACGUUGCUCUAUCGCAAUUCUUCGGGGCACUGAUGAAUCUCAGUGCUCGUCUAGUCGAACUCGAAGGCGACGGCAUGCAUCCCGUUCAGGCCCUACUUAUGAGACACUCCAUCACAGCACUAUUCUGUUCGGCUUAUAUGUGGUGGAAUAAAACCCCCGACUUUCCCUUUGGAAAGAAGGAGAUUCGAUGGCUGUUGUGGCUGCGAGGAGCAAGUGGUUUCUGGGGUAUUUUUGGCGUUUGGUAUUCGAUGAUGUAUAUCUCACUCGCUGAUGCUACUGUUAUCACAUUCUUGGCUCCCGGUGUUGCAGGCUUUAUCUGCUGGUUUGCUCUUCGUGAGCCUUUCACUAGAAUCGAGCAACUGGCCACGUUGGUUGCUCUUGUAGGUGUUGUACUAAUUGCUCGACCUGCCUCACUAUUCUCGGGCUCUGACGAUGACAACUCGACUACCGAGCCGCCCGAAUCUAGUGGUAUACCAGGUAUUGACCAUGAAGCCACCCCUGAAGAACGCUUGAUAGCUGUUGGUAUAGCCCUUCUGGGUGUUCUAGGAGCAGCUGGCGCCUUCACGACCCUCCGAACCAUCGGGAAACGAGCACAUCCUCUCAUCUCAGUCAACUAUUUUGGUAUCAUCUCGACUUUCAUCGCUCUAUCCAUGCUCAUCUUUGCCCCUAUCCUCGAUAUUCAGCAACCAGGUUUACGAUGGGUUACCCCGACCACAGUCAAGCAAUGGGUACUCCUGCUUCCCCUGGGUGUUCUGGGUUUCAUCAUGCAGUAUCUUCUCACGGCAGGCCUCGGGGCCGACAAGUCAAACCGUGCUAAUUCCAUGGUUUACACACACAUGCUUUUCGCCGCAAGCUUCGAUCGAUGGGUCUUUGGACACAGAAUGGACUUCAUUAGUGGCGCAGGAUGUACUCUUAUUCUAGGAAGUGCUAUUGGUGUCGUCAUGCUGAAGAAACCACCAGCUGCAAAACAGCCUUUGGAUGAUGUUGAGAGACAUGGAAAUUUGGAGGAUGAAAUGGAGGGCUCCCCCAUGCUUGUGCCCGAUUCAGGGGCGUCCGAGGAACUGAGGCUUUCGAGAUAAAAGUUAAAAAACCGUUUGAAUAUUUGUAUACAUCGCUUAGACUGUCCGAAAUGUUUACGUUGGACCGUUACACCUCAACAAGAAGCGCCACACUCUAUUUUGACUUUGGAAAUGAGUCUGCUCAACUCUAUUGUAGGACUUUCUUGAUUAGCGAGACAAGGAUGAAUCAGGUGCGAUUGC